UGAUAAUUUAUUUAAUUUUUGAUUUGAAGAGUUCCGUCCUCAGUACAUGGUUGAUUUAUGGGAUACUGCUCUGGUUCCAAUGUUUGAUACAUUUCUCUUUGAUAGUGAACAUGAUCGAAGUAUGGCUCGAAGGAACCCUGAGACUCCCUUGAACCCGUCUUCUGCUUGGAACUGGGGACUUCAGUUUUCUCUAGAAUAUAUUAAGAAUUGGGAGAAUCCUCUAUUCGGUAUUCCUCGUCGACCUGAUAGAAAUAAUCUUCAUGAUCCAUCUCAUCUUAGUAUGAUCAUGGACAAACAGUUCUUCCCAGGAGUUCCAGAAAGCAAGAAGUAUCUUCCUGUAAACCAUCAUGUAUCCUGUCUUCAAGUCUGGGUAUCUUUCUACCAUAGAUCAGUUCCAUUCUUCCAGAUUCCUGGAAAGCCAGAGGAGGAGUUGUUACUUCUACAACGAGAAUCAAAACAGUUAAUUGAUGAAAUUUAUAAAACCACUGUCAGGGGUAAAGCGAUGAACAAUGCGACUAGAUCGAACAAUUAUUAGUUUGUGGUUCAACAAUGAUAAGACCAGUUGAAGAUCAAACAAUCAAAAGUUAGGACUACAAGUGCUGAAUCAGUUCCAUGAUGAGGUUCUACUAAAUAAAUCCAUUCAGAAGUAUCCCACCAAGAGUGUCUUAGACAUUUGACUCGCAAGAGUCAAUUUUUUUUUUUGAAUGGAAAAUUUUUAUUUUUAUUUAAUGAUUGCUUGAAUAAUGUUUUUAGUAAAAAAAAUCCAACUGGGUUGAUCUGAACUUUUCACGAAAAAUGUGCUUUAAUAUUUAGUUUAGAAUUCUUUGUUUUCUCUAAAAUAUCAUCAUUUACACCCUCUCACAGGGGUUAAUAUGCAACCUUGUUUAAAGAAACUAAUAAAAUAAAAUGAUAUGAGCAACCUAAACACUGGUGAUAAUUCCCUAGAUGUGACCCAAAAAAAUGAACCAAUUCCAAAAUUAUUUUUAAUACUUUGAUUUGAUAAAUUGUUGAGUUUUAAUGAAAAUUACUAAAAUUGUAUAUUUACGAUCCCUGGCCCCUGUAAACAAUUUUAACCAGUUCGUACCAUUUUUAAUUUUAUUGAUCAUUAUUGAUGACGUUUUCUAUUCUGCAUUUUUUAACGACUUUUUUAUGCUGCUUUUCUCUUUAAAGGGACUGUAAGUCUAAUUUCAAGAGACCAGCCAUGCUAAUUUGAUUUUAAUAUUGAUUCGUAACGAUACAUUUCAGGCUUUGUCCGACCAAGUAUGAAUAAGAUAAUUUUGAAAACUUAUUAUUUUUACUUGUUUCUCACUCGUGCAUAAACAGGAAAACAUAUAGGAAUUAUCAGACUGAAAGAACUUAGAUAAAUUACCACAUCUUUCACAUUAUUGACGUAUAGGUUUUUAGGGUACCAUCGCCAUCUUUUCCUGGAGGGUCACUUGAAAUCACGCUUACAGUCCCUUUAAGGUUCUAACAUUUUACUGCUUUUCUUAUUUAUUUCUUAUAAAAAGAAUUUGCUUAAAAUCGAUUCUUCAAGGAAAACGUACGAACUUUAAAAAUAUAUUUUUCUUCUGAAAUAGCCUGUGAUAUUCGUGUACAAUGUACACUGUAAUGUACAUUGUACAACACAAACAUAUAUUGCAUUAUAAUACAUAAAUUAUCUAUGGACGAAAUGCGCAAAUUAUUUGCAUGAUUUUAACAAUAAAUUACAAAUAUUAUUAAUAAAAUCAUAUUUUACAGUUU
Molecule: messenger RNA, 1740 nt
Organism: Eurytemora carolleeae
Lineage: Eukaryota; Metazoa; Arthropoda; Copepoda; Calanoida; Temoridae
Exons: 6
Coding region: 47-535 (162 amino acids)
Source: RefSeq, a predicted model, not a curated record